Messenger RNA from Westerdykella ornata, 752 nucleotides. RefSeq lists its product as uncharacterized. NCBI's taxonomy places the organism in Eukaryota, Fungi, Ascomycota, Dothideomycetes, Pleosporales, Sporormiaceae. The transcript is spliced from 2 exons. The record is from RefSeq and is a predicted model, not a curated record. The coding region runs from base 39 to 722 and encodes 227 amino acids.
AUUACAUACUACAGUACUAUUGAGGCUUCCUGCGGCUGAUGGUUCACGACUCAUCCUCACCGAGGCCUGGCGGAUGGGUCGGACCAAACUACCGAAUCCUGCCCUUUCGUCCAAGUCUCGUUGAUAUUUGCACAUGGGCAGCAAACCAAGGAUGGGACAAAGGGAUCGCUAAAAUAAACAAUCCACCUUGGACUGCAGCCGGCAGCCGUCAGUCGAGUCUCCCACGGUUGCAAAUGUCUCAGGAUGAUUGCAGCCGAGAAACAAUCAACAACAACACGGGAGCGUCUGUGACUUGCCCAAACAGACGGUGCAGAGCACCGGUAGACGCGCCCUCGGCCCCCAAAAAGCUAGGUCGGUCGCCCCGAGUGGCUUGGGAUGACCGGCUGAAGGUGCGGGACGCCAUCUUAUCAUCUCAUCAAACAAGCUCCACCUCCGAGGGUGCUUGCGUGACGGACAAUCCGUCGUCAAGUUUGCCCAUCACCGCGUGCGCUCUAUUUUCGGCUCCCAGAAAUGAUAUCUACCGUUCUCGCCGUCUUGUUCGCCGUGCAACAAAGAAGGGGAUCCAGGCCCGCACACGGCGUCCAGCCUCUCCAGGUACGGCCCAGGAAUCAAGGAUUCUAGGAUGGCCAUCCGUGUCCCUCUUGCUGAUGCUGCGUGUCACAGGCGGCUGCUCGGCGCCCGUUCACCAACAUUGGAUCCAUAAUGAUAACAAUGGCAUAUAGGGCAUGUCCCUCUCUCCCCUCUACUUGUAC